GCUACGCCAGUCUUUGGGCAACAUGUGAGAUGAGCUCGAUUUUUGUGACUUUCCAAGAGACUUUUAUAUUCGGCAAUCAGUGAAACGCUCAUCAUCAUGCACGAACGGCUCCUUCCCGCAUCUCCCAAUUGGUACUGCUCCCGCUGCUGUGACGUCAGCUGCGGCGGCUUGCUGGGCGUUGGAGCCAAAAACUUCAUCUACUUGAUUGACGUGUCGGCAGCCACCUGCAGUACUCAAGGUGUUCUUGUGGGCCACAGAGGCUUGGUGUCAGGCGUUUCUUUCUGCCAGGACGCUACGCAGAGUCACAUCUGUGCCAGCUCCUCCGGCGAUGGAGUCGUCAUCUUCUGGGACACGAAUGCUAAAUCUGUGUUACGGGAGCACGCGUCUCAUCAGAGCGCCGUCUCGGCCUUGCACUGGUCCCCGCUGGACAAAAACCUGGUCGUGUCCGGGGACGAGAAGGGGAUCGUGAUGUGUCACCGGUACAACACGGGAGACACGGCACGCUUCUUCCCCGAACCCAGGACCAUCGUCUGCCUCACCUGCUCCCCGCACACCUGGAGUACGGUGGCCGUCGGCUACAAAGACGGCAUGAUCGCGCUAAUCGACGUGAGCAAGAAGGGGGAGGUGACGCGCCGUCUCCGCGGGCACGACGACGACAUCCACUCGCUGGCGUGGUCGCCGCUCGCCAACGAGGACGUUCUCAACUGGAGAGCGGACGCCGGGGACGCUUCUAACGGGGUGAAUGCAGGAGAGGAGAAGGGCUGCUACCUGGCAUCUGGAAGCAAAGACCAGACUGUGAGGGUCUGGAGCACGGCCACAGGAAAAGGUGUGACCACCUUGAAGCUGCCCUACUUGAAGAGACGAGGCUCCGCCGUUGACCCGACGCUCAAAGAGAGACUCUGGCUCAACGUCCACUGGCCCAAAGGACGACCCGCGCAGCUGGUUUCCAGCUGCUUCAGCGGCGAGCUGGUGAUGUGGGACCUGACCCGGACGGGCAAGCAGAAGUGGACCCUGUUCGGCUCGUCCUCCGAGGGCCAGAACCACAGCAGGAUCGUGUUCAACACCGCCGCCUUCACGCUGCCGGACGGCCGGGAGCUGCUCGUCAGCACGUCCUUGAACAGAGAGGUUAAAUGCUGGGACCUGGCCGACCUGGACUGCCGCUGGACGCUGCCCACGCUGGGCGGCUUCGUGUACAGCCUGGCCUUCUCGCCCGUCGCCACCGGCUGCCUGGCGCUGGGCGUGGGGGACAACAUGAUCCGGGUUUGGAACACGCUGUCCGCCCAGAACCAGUACGACGCCCGCUGCUUCUGGCAGGGCAUCAAGUCCAAGGUCACGGCGCUGGCUUGGCAUCCUAAACGCGAGGGAACCUUGUCUUUUGGAACAGACGACGGCAAAGUGGGAAUCUACGAAGUCUUCUCCAGCAAGCCGCCUCAGAUCUCCAGCACCUACCACAAAAAGACGGUGUACUCGCUGGCCUGGGGACCGCCGCUCCCCCCGAUGUCAUUUGGUGCAGCGGAGGGCAAGGCGUCCCACAGCCUGUACAGCUGCGCUGGCGAGGGCGUCAUCCUGCAGCACAACCCGACCGAGCUCAGCGGCGACGCGUGCGACAUCGACAAACUCAUCCGGCAGACCAACAACAUCAAGCACAAGCUGUCUCCUCACACCGACCUCAGCUGGAAACCGGACGGCAAAGCGGUCGCUAUCGGCAACGAGGACGGGUGCAUCGACGUCUACCAGGCUCCGUCCCUGAAGCUGCUGUGCAGCAUCCAGCAGCACCACAAGGUCAUCAACGCGCUGCGAUGGCACCCCGACGACAACGCGCCCCCGGAGCUGCACGGUCUGCUGGCCUCGGGCUCCUGCAACGCCAUCGUCUACGUGCACGACCUGCGCCAGGUCUUAGAGAACCCUCCGGAAAGCCCGUUGGUGUUGACGGAGCCGUAUCGCAGACUUUGCGGCCACACGGCCAAAAUCACCGGCCUGGCUUGGAGUCCGCACCACAGCGCCAGACUGGCCAGCGCCUCGUAUGACGGGACCGCCCAGGUGUGGGAUGUACAGCAGGAAGCGGCGCUCUCCAACUACCGGGGUCACGUGGGCUACCUGCUGUGCGUGGACUGGUCCCCCGUGGACCCGGACGUCAUCUGGACCGGAGGGAAGGACUUCACCGUGCAGGAGUGGAGAGUCUCCAAGCAGGAGUUCACUACGCCGCCCAAAGGAAAGAAGAUGGUGGACCUGAAGGAGAAGGCCAAGCAGAAGAAGAAAAACAGAAAGACAACCGAAGCAUCGUCUCCAGGAGUAAUCGGCGAGCGCGUUACGGGGGUAACCACGGCGACCAACGGACAGGAAGCCUCGGAUGAAGCCGACGAGGACGAGGUCUGCUCUGCGAGCAGUCCUGUGCCUCCACCAGCCAGCGGAGCAACUCAAAGGAAAACCACAACUGUAGUGAAGAGCAAAGACAAACAAGACUCGAACGUUCUGAAGAGGAAGAAGGCUCGCUCCAUCCUGCCCCUCAGCACGUCCAUGGACCAUCGGCCCAAAGAGGAUCUGCUCCAGGAUUGCCUCACGAUGGCCUCCAUCGCGCACGCCGCUGCGCCCCCUGCGGGCUGCGUCGCCGGCCAGGGCGAGCACGUCCAUCUGGGCCUCUUCUCCGACAGAGCGGCCCUACGUCGCAUGUUCCACGUAGAAGAGGAGGCUCACGUGGAGGGCGGGCACGUGGAGUCGGCCGUCUACCUCCGGCUGUGGAGCGGCGACCUGGAGGGGGCGCUGCAGCUGGCCGCAGAGAGAGGAGAACUGAGCGACCACCUGGUCUCCAUGGCUCCCAUGGCGGGCUACGCGGUGUGGCGCGGCGCCGUGGAGCGCUACGUCAAGCAGCUGUGUCUGCAGGAGCAGCACCUGAAGGCGGCGGCCCACCUGCUGUCCAUCAACCAAGUGUACGAGGCCGUACACCUGCUGCGCUCUCACAAGCUCCACAGGGAGGCGAUCGCUCUGGCCAAAGCGCGGCUGCCCGAGGACGAUCCCGUCAUCAAGGAGCUCUACACCAGCUGGGCUGUCAUGUUGGAAAAAGACGGACAUUUCUCCGCAGCCGCAAAAUGUUACAUCGCGGUCGGCGACAGCUUCGACGCAGCCAAGGUGAUCGCCCGCAAGAACGACGUGACCUCGCUGAGGACGGCGGCACGUUUGGCGAGCGUGGCGGGCGAGGUUACGCUGGCCCAGUCGCUGGCGCUGCGCUGCGCCAAAGAUUUGGCGGCCGCGCGGGACUGGAUCACCGCGCAGGAGGUCCUCGCCUCACACCCCAGCCUGCUGGUUCACAGGCUUCACCUCAGCGUGGCCGAGCUGCUGUGCGCCUCGCUCUCGCUCAUCCACCCUGGGAUGCGCGGCGUCGGGCACGCCUGGGCGUCGCCGGGCGAGGGCGGCAUCCUGGAGUGGGCGCGCGACAUCUGGACCCAACAAAUGGGCGUCUCUGGGGCCGACUCGGACGCCGGUCGCAGCAACCUUAACGCUCUGCUUGUGGAACUCCAGAGCAUGGAGAGCCCCACCCCCACCGCCAGCCUCCCCCUCACGCAGGUGCUGCUGUGUUUGUCCCGUCAUGUGACCCGCGGCGUCCUGUCCUGGUUGUUGGACGACGGCAGCGAGCUGGCGAAGGAGCUAUGGCUGGCGUCAGCGUGGCUGCGGGAGGCCGCCGACUUCCAAGUGUCGGCCGCCCUCUUUGGGAUUCUAGCAAAUGCCUUGGCGGUGUUCCAUUGUAAUCUGGACGAAGAAGCCAGAGCCGCUGCCGACAGCCUUCGGGCGUGGGCCGCUUACCACCGUCUGUACGAGUUCUGGUGGCGGCGCCCGGGAAAUGUCAUCAGCAACGGACUCCAUCUCGAAGGAUCACCGGAAGAAGAAACUAAGACGUCCGGUGAGCUGGACUUCGACGCUCCCUCACUUCUGUCCGAGGCUCACGCCGCCUGCCAGGCCGAGCGGCGGGCGACUGAGGAGUUGCAGGAGCGCCUGGCCGCCAUGGUGGCUCUGCACGGACGCAAUAUGGCCACCCACGGAGAGCAGCAUGCCGAGGCCGGACAGCAGCCUGAAGAGGAGGAGACUUUCCUCUCCUUGACUGCGAAGAUGUCCAAACAUCAACAACAGCUGACCGACAUUCCCGACAUCAUCAAGUCAAAUUCUCGUCCAGAUGUGGCUGAGUGCUGCCUGGUCCUCCUCCACCUCGGUUCUUCCGUCCCCGAGUGCCUGCGGGGGGACGCCGAAGACCUGCUGCGGAAAUACGGAACAUGCCGGACGCUGGAGAAGGUCUCCCGACGAUUCUUUAACUAAAUUGAGACAGUACAGCCUUUGUGUUGGAUUCAAAUAAAAACUCAUAUGUCA
Molecule: messenger RNA, 4356 nt
Organism: Phycodurus eques (leafy seadragon)
Lineage: Eukaryota; Metazoa; Chordata; Actinopteri; Syngnathiformes; Syngnathidae
Gene: gemin5
Product: gem (nuclear organelle) associated protein 5
Molecular function (GO): protein binding
Source: RefSeq, a predicted model, not a curated record